AUGAUAAAGCCUAAGUCAUCACGUCAACAUCAAUACAUCUUGGCCGCGACCGAUUACUUCUCUAAAUGGGCUGAAGCAAUUCCUUUAAAGGAGGUACGAGCAGACAAUGUUACAAACUUCAUAAGGAAUCACAUCAUCUACCGUUAUGGGGUUCCAUCGAAGAUAAUUUAUGACAAUGCAUUGUAUUUCAAGUGCAAGUCCAUGACCAAGUUGUGCGAGAAGUACAAGUUUCAACACUCGUCUUCCGCGAGUUACAAUCCGUCCUCAAACGGACAAGCUGAAGCUUUCAAUAAGCUAACAAACCCCGACGAAAACACAAAUGUGAGACUGGCAGAAUUGGAAGCUCUAGACGAGAAAAGACUGGCAGCUCAACAAAGGCUCGAAAUAUACCAAGCUCAGGUUGCAGGGGCAUUCAACAAGAAAGUUAAGUUCAGAUCUUUUUCAAUUGGAGAUUUUGUUUUAACUGUCCGAAGACCCUUUGUCAUUACCAGGAAAAUGCAUGGUAAGUUUGAGCCCAAGUGGGAGGGGCCCUACGUCAUUACUAAGGUUUUCUCCAAGGGUGCUUACAAGUUGUCAAACUCCGAAGGCAAGUGCAUAUAUUCUUGUGUGAAUGGGAAAUUUGUCAAGAAGUUUUAUGCCUGA
Molecule: messenger RNA, 642 nt
Organism: Prunus avium (sweet cherry)
Lineage: Eukaryota; Viridiplantae; Streptophyta; Magnoliopsida; Rosales; Rosaceae
Biological process (GO): DNA integration
Molecular function (GO): nucleic acid binding
Source: RefSeq, a predicted model, not a curated record